ACGGAGUGUGUUAAUUGUUCACUCGCACUUGGUUUGAAUUCCACUAAAUAAUUUCAGACUUAUUUUCGCGAUGCUGGAAAAAGUAAAACACAUAAUUUUAGUUCUCUCUGGAAAAGGGGGCGUCGGAAAAUCAACCGUCAGCAGUCAAUUAGCCCUGACGUUAUCUGAAUCGGAUUACAAGGUUGGUUUGCUCGAUAUCGACCUCUGCGGUCCCAGUGUCCCAUAUCUACUCGGUCUGGAGGAUCAUGACGUGCACCAAUGCGAAGAAGGAUGGGUUCCAGUUUAUACAAGUGCCGAGAAAAAGCUUGCAGUCAUGUCCAUUGGUUUUCUGUUGAAGAACCGUAAUGAUGCGGUCAUCUGGCGUGGUCCCAAGAAAACGGCCAUGAUCAAACAGUUUCUGGAAGACGUCGCAUGGGAUGAGCUAGAUUAUUUGAUUAUUGAUACGCCUCCGGGUACGUCUGACGAGCAUAUCACUGUGAUGGAGUGUCUAAAAGGGGUGAAUGCUGAUGGGGCGAUUAUUGUAACCACACCUCAAGAAAUGGCUUUAGAAGAUGUACGAAAAGAGGUCACAUUUUGCAAGAAAACUGGAAUCAAUAUAAUCGGAAUCGUCGAGAACAUGAGCGGUUUUGUGUGUCCCAAUUGUUCCGAGUGUACCAACAUUUUCUCCUCCGGUGGAGGAAUUGCACUCGCCGAGCUAGCACAGGUGCCACAUUUGGGAACGCUUCCGAUCGAUCCUCGGGUAGGAGCGUUGGCAGGAACGGGGAAGGCAUGCGUCAAGGAGCUACCUGACUGUACUACCUCAACAGUGUUGCAACAAAUUGUUAAAACCAUAUCGAAGUGAUAAAUGUGUGUUUCUUGUUGAAAA
Messenger RNA from Uranotaenia lowii, 865 nucleotides. RefSeq names its product cytosolic Fe-S cluster assembly factor NUBP2 homolog (gene Nubp2). Bases 71 to 841 code for a protein of 256 amino acids. The transcript has 2 exons. Gene Ontology annotation, molecular function: 4 iron, 4 sulfur cluster binding; ATP binding; ATP-dependent FeS chaperone activity. Lineage: Eukaryota; Metazoa; Arthropoda; Insecta; Diptera; Culicidae. Gene Ontology annotation, cellular component: cytosol. The record is from RefSeq and is a predicted model, not a curated record. Gene Ontology annotation, biological process: iron-sulfur cluster assembly.